Molecule: messenger RNA, 842 nt
Organism: Otolemur garnettii (small-eared galago)
Lineage: Eukaryota; Metazoa; Chordata; Mammalia; Primates; Galagidae
Gene: ZDHHC22
Product: zinc finger DHHC-type containing 22
Exons: 3
Coding region: 51-842 (263 amino acids)
Biological process (GO): protein palmitoylation
Cellular component (GO): Golgi apparatus
Molecular function (GO): palmitoyltransferase activity
Source: RefSeq, a predicted model, not a curated record
GAGGUCGCUCAAAAUCAAGGGAGCGGCCACCUCGAGGAAUGUAAUCGAGGAUGCUGGCCCUGAGGUUGCUCAACGUGGUGGCCCCCGCCUACUUCCUGUGCAUCUCCCUAGUGACCUUCGUGCUGCAGCUCUUCCUCUUCCUGCCCAGCAUGCGCGAGGACCCUGCAGCCGCCCGGCUUUUCUCGCCCGCCCUGCUCCACGGGGCACUCUUCUUAUUCCUCUCAGCCAACGCCCUCGGCAAUUAUGUCCUGGUCAUCCAGAACUCCCCAGACGACCUGGGCGCCUGCCAGGGGACCUCGGCCAGAAGGGCUUCGUGCCCCUCGCCCAGCACCCACUUCUGCCGAGUGUGCGCUAGAGUCACCCUGAGGCACGACCAUCACUGUUUUUUCACCGGCAACUGCAUCGGCAGCAGGAACAUGCGCAACUUCGUCCUCUUCUGUCUCUACACCUCUCUGGCCUGUCUCUACUCCAUGGUGGCCGGGGUGGCCUACAUCUCCGCGGUCCUCUCCAUCUCCUUCGCCCACCCCCUGGCCUUCCUCACGCUCCUACCCACCUCCAUCAGCCAGUUCUUCUCCGGAGCUGUCCUUGGUUCUGAAAUGUUCGUCAUCCUCAUGCUCUACCUCUGGUUUGCCAUCGGCCUGGCCUGUGCCGGCUUCUGCUGCCACCAGCUGCUGUUGAUCCUACGGGGGCAGACUCGCCACCAGGUGCGGAAGGGGGUGGCAGUGAGGGCCCGGCCCUGGCGCAAGAACUUACAGGAGGUCUUCGGGAAGAGGUGGCUGCUAGGUCUGCUGGUUCCCACACUCAAUGUUGGAAGCGAGAGCUCCAAGCAGUGGGAUAAGUAA